UUUAAAGAUAAUAAAUGGCGUCAAAUAACCAUCAUCUGAACGCAGGGAUGGCAAGUAUGUCCCUAAAGAAUGCUCCAAGGGGAAUGAUGCCUGCUCCGCCGUCAUCGUUUGCUCCGCCGUUUAGUGUACAAAAACCUAGUCCACAGAUGCAGCAGCCGCCAAUUCAAACAAGCAGUUCAGUGAUAUUUAAUCCAUCAACAAACAGUUGGCAGACGAACAAUGGUCAGUUCCACGGGCAACAGACUCAGGAACCAACUAAUGAAAAUACCAGCCAGAAUGCAAUGAAUGGGUCUGCCAAUGGUCAUAAUGGUUCAGCAAAUGGACCUGGGAUAGUAAACUAUACGGCCUCUGGUAAUCGAGAAGCAGCCAAUAACUCCGAAAACAACACAACAAAUAACUAUAAUAUCCAGCAGCACCAUACACAGCCAUCGGCAGUGGAACAGCCUAGAAUGAGUAUGGCGAAUGGAAAUGCAUAUCAUGAACAUCAACAACCUCGCUAUGGGGCGUACCCUCCUAACACCAUGAGGCCCCAAGUAUCAUCAACUCCCGGUAUACCUCAAAACACCACCCAGCAACAUCACCCAUCCCAAACACAAACUCCGCAGCAGAACCCGGGUAUGCCCCCCGUGGGCAAUACUCAAGGACAAAUGAACUAUCCACAACAAACCAUGGGUAUGCAGUCUUUAGGUAAUAACCAUGGGCAAGUAAACCAGUCGCCAAGUUUUCAAUCAAAUGGACCUCAGAAUACGAGUCCACCGCAACCUCCCCAGCAUCCACCAUCUUACCAGUACAACUCAAAUCCAUACCAACAGAACAACCCAAACCAAGGUCAAAGGCCUCAAUACGUUUCCCAGCCGCCCCCACCACCAGUUUUAGGUCCUCAAGUCAAUAACGCUCCGCCAUCAGCGCCGGGAUUUCCGCCUAUGCCUAGAGGCCCUGGUCAAAACAUGGGAGCUCGAGGACCACCUGCUGGUCAAUAUCCACCGAUGCAUCCGACUAAUGCAAAUGGAGGCAUGAAUGCGCCAGGAUAUCCACCACAGCCACCGAUGCCGAAUCAAAUGAAUACAGAUGGACUUGUUUCUUGUAACAUGGCUCCUUCAGGAGGCAUGGAACACUCGAUGACUCAGCCGCAUUCUCCCCCGGGACCCCCUCAGCAACCGCAGCAGAGAAACAGACUGGAUCCAGAUAUGAUGCCUAGUCCGAUCAAUGUGCUGGCCGAUGACCAGAGAGCGAGAGGCGAUGAAACUUUCGAGACCGGUAGUCGAAUGCAGCCGGGUGGAGUGCCUCCCUUGUGUACGACUAAAUUCGUGUCUGCUGACCGAGGAAACUGCAGACCACAGUUCUUAAGAUCCACACUCUACAGCAUCCCAACAACCAAGGACAUGUGCAACAAUUCUAGAAUCCCCAUUUGUCUGGCACUACAGCCAUUGGCAGCAGUUCCUCCUGGAGAGAACCCAGUUCCGCUGGCCGACUGCUCGGCGACGCGAAUUCCCAUCAGGUGCAACAGAUGCAAAGCGUACAUGUCCCCUCUGAUGGUAUUUGUAGAUGGCGGGCGCAAGUUCGAGUGCCUUCUGUGUGGGUGUGUGAACGAAGUUCCGGAGCCCUACUUCUGUCACCUGGACCACACAGGACUACGAAUGGACAAUUUCCAUCGCGCAGAGUUGUGUGUCGGUUCCUAUGAAUACCUGGCUCCAGUCGAGUACUGCAAAAACGAAAAGGCACCGAAGCAGCCUGCGUACAUUUUUAUGAUUGAUGUGUCAGCCCCUGCCAUCAGAUCUGGUAUGGUGCAACUGUUAUGCAAUAAAAUGAAGCACAUUUUGGAAGUUUUACCCAAAUCGACGAGCUCGGAUAACCCAGAAGUUUCGCCUCUUAGAGUUGGGUUUGCGACAUAUUCUCACGUGGUGCAUUUUUAUAAUUUGAGCAAAUCGCAAAGUCGUCCGCAGAUGCAAGUGGUAGCAGACACGACUGACAUUUUUCUGCCGAGUCUCGAAGGCUUCUUGGUGGAGUUCACAAAUGAAACCAAAGAUAUUAUCGAAAAGGUUCUCGCUCAGAUUCCAAAAAUGUUUGCGAACAAUUUGGAAACUGAUCCAAUUUUGGGACCAGUGAUGCAGGCUGGUUUGGAUGCUCUCAAAUCAGACGGAAGGUCAGGAAAAUUAUUCGUAUUUCACACUGCAAUGCCGACCAGAGAAGCGCCAGGCAAACUGAAGCCGAGAGAUCAACAGAAACUCCUAGGAACAGAGAAAGAGAAGACUAUUCUGAAGCCCCAGUCUGACUUCUACUCCAAAGUGGGCGUGGAAUGUGUGCGUGCAGGCUGUUCCGUGGACCUGUUUCUCUUCCCCUUCGCACACAUGGAUGUUGCCACUCUACAAGAGGUGCCUAAAUUAACAGGCGGACAACUGCACUUGUACAACAAUUUCCAGCCAACAGUGGACGGGGACAUGUUGAUGUCAGAUCUGGCGAACUGUGUGCAGAAGGAGUAUGGCUUCGACGCCAUGGUGAGAGUGCGCACCAGUGCAGGUAUCAGACCCUGCGACUUCUUCGGCAACUUCUACAUGGAGACAGCUCAAGAUGUAGAGCUGGGUGUCAUGGAUCCCGACAAGGCCAUUCUAGUCGAGUUGAAACACGAUGAUAAGUUGGACGAGAAUGCUGGCGCACAUGUGCAGGUGGCGCUGUUGUAUACUUCGUUCUGCGGUGAGAGGAGACUGCGUAUCCACAAUAUGUCUUUCAGCUGCUGCACUCAGUUGAGUGACAUGUACAAGGCAGUGGAGACAGAUGUAUUCAUCAACUGGAUGGCCAAAGAGGCAGCCAGGGCACUCCUCAAAGACAACCCUAAACAGGUGAAGGAAAAGAUGGUGGACAUGUGUGCAAAUAGUCUGGCCUGCUACAGGAAAAACUGCGCUAACCCAUCCUCCCCUGGACAGCUGAUUCUGCCUGAAUCGAUGAAAUUGCUUCCAGUUUACGCCAACAACGUCCUCAAGAGUCAAGCACUCUCAGGUGCCAGUGACAUUACUGUAGACAACAGAGCAAAUCUCAUGCAUCUACUGAACUCAAUGACUAUUAACGCUUCAUGUGCAUAUUUCUACCCCAGGCUUUUACCCUUACAUAAUAUUGAGACAUCGGCAGGAUCCGGAGACCAGACGCAGCAGGGAUCCCAGUCCUCCUCAUCGGCUCAGCAACUCCUUCCGAACCCUAUUCGCUGCUCUGCAGACAAACUGGAAGAUCAUGGAUGCUAUAUUCUGGAAAACGGACUCCUCAUGGUUCUCUGGCUUGGCCAGGCAGUCAGCCCGAACUGGAUGCAACAAGUGUUUGGUGUCGACUCAGUCAAUCAGCUGGACACAGAAGGGCCGGGAAGGCACGCAGUUCCUGUUUCGGAGACGGCAUUGAAUGAGAAAUUGAGAAGUAUCAUAUCCAGCAUCAGAGGAGAGCGAAAGAAGUAUCUGAAACUUUUCAUCGUGAAGCAGCGAGACAAGCUGGAUCUCUGGUUCCGAACAAUGCUCCUCGAAGAUAAGGGAAUGGACAACUCACCGAGCUAUGUUGACUUUUUAUGUCACAUGCAUAAAGAGAUCAGAAACCUCCUCAACUGAACUUUUUACAAAUUCUCCGAGGAGGACGGAAGAUUCGAAAAAAGGAAACGACAAUGAGACGAUCGCCACCGCAAAAAUCAUCAGAUCAACAUUUGCAUUUUUUGUUGUCUAACAAUAAUAAUCUGUUUAUAGUUUAAGGGUGCAUUCGAACAAGUUUUAGUUCAUAGCUGGAAGUUGUGUUUGUUGGUUAUUCAUUUUUUUUUUUCAAGUCAAAACUUAAAUUACGGAGACAUUUCAAGUUUUGUGAUCUUUGCUUAAGAUUAUCGGUGGCUAAAGUUAUGGUUAAAUUGGACUGCGGUAUAAAAUGUAUUGCGAGUACUGUUGGGUUGUUUUGUGUGAUGUUUUGCAUUUCGAGUUAUUAAUGAGGCGAAUAUUUAAUGUCAUAUUUGUGGCCAUUCUUCCCAGUCUUCAAUUGUAAAUUUCGAAAAAGUACUAAAAAUCAUUUGGUGUAAAAAGUAAAGAGUUAUAUUUUGCUCACUGUCAAAUUGAGUCGGUGCUUUUUGGCUUCAAUGUAAUUGCAAUGUGGUGAAAAUGUAGGAAUGGUAUUUUAGCUGCUGAACAAUAAA
Messenger RNA from Symsagittifera roscoffensis, 4150 nucleotides. RefSeq names its product protein transport protein Sec24C-like. Gene Ontology annotation, cellular component: COPII vesicle coat; endoplasmic reticulum exit site. The record is from RefSeq and is a predicted model, not a curated record. Gene Ontology annotation, biological process: intracellular protein transport; endoplasmic reticulum to Golgi vesicle-mediated transport; COPII-coated vesicle cargo loading. NCBI's taxonomy places the organism in Eukaryota, Metazoa, Xenacoelomorpha, Acoela, Convolutidae. The coding region runs from base 15 to 3584 and encodes 1189 amino acids. The transcript has 14 exons. Gene Ontology annotation, molecular function: SNARE binding; zinc ion binding.